AUGGCUGGGCGAAAACUUGCUCUAAAAACCAUUGACUGGGUAGCUUUUGGGGAGAUCAUACCCAAAAACCAGAAGGCCAUUGCUAACACCCUGAAAUCCUGGAACGAGACCCUCACCUCCAGGUUGGCUACUCUCCCCGAGAAACCUCCUGCCAUCGACUGGGCUUACUACAAGGCCAAUGUGGCGAAGGCCGGCUUGGUGGAUGAGUUUGAGAAGAAGUUUAACGCCCUGAAGGUGCCUGUGCCACAGGAUAAUUACACUGCCCUGGUGGACGCUGAAGAAAAAGAAGAUGUGAAAAAUUGUGCUGAGUUUGUGUCUCUCUCAAAGUCCAGGAUUGAGCAAUACGAGAAAGAGCUGGAGAAGAUGAGGAACAUAAUUCCAUUCGACCAGAUGACCCUGGAGGAUUUGAAUGAAGUCUUCCCAGAAACCAAAUUAGACAAGAAGAAAUAUCCCUACUGGCCUCACAGGCCAGUAGAGAGUUUAUAA
Molecule: messenger RNA, 486 nt
Organism: Pipistrellus nathusii (Nathusius's pipistrelle)
Lineage: Eukaryota; Metazoa; Chordata; Mammalia; Chiroptera; Vespertilionidae
Source: the annotation of a GenBank genome assembly